CAUCCCUGGUUUAUAACAGACAUGAUUCUUGUCGUAGGUAGGUAUACAAAAUACAAUUUCACUCUAAUGGAAACACAAUGCAAGAGUAUUAUGUACCUAUGAGUGUGCGUUUUGACGAUUGAUAUCAAUGCUUUGAAAUGAGGUAAUUUUUUAUCGUUUUACCUCCACAUCAGUACCUAGACGGCUAAUACCUGUGAUCUAACGUAUAUAUAAGUUGCGAUAUUUGUGAACUUAGAUCACUAUACAAUUCACCAUCGUUCGUCAAGUGCAACAAUAAUCAAGUUAAGAUUACCAUCAUGUCUUACGUCGAAGAGCUAAUGCCGUGUCCGUACGAUAGUUCGCAUCGCAUUCCGCCCCAUUCAAUGCAGCGCCAUUUGUUCAAGUGCAGAAAAAAUAAUCCAUCCACGAAAUUGGUCGCCUGCCCGUUCAACACUGCUCAUCAUGUGCCGGAACGAGAGUUGAAGCUACAUGUGGAAAGCUGCGAUGAUCGGGCCACGUUCGAACUCUACAAGUACUCCAUAUUGAGUGGGUCUUCGAGCACGAGCAGCAACAGUAGCUACAAAGACGAGGAACCGGAGCUGAUAUACUAUAACGUGGACACACCACAGGAACCAGGAAUAACUCUCCAGAAUGACGACGAAUGUUGGGACGAUUCAGCUGUGCCAGCGUACAACCCUCAGCAGUACUGUCGCACAGCGAAGAUUAUCCGGAAGGCCUCCCUCAUGGCACCUGUGGCCAAACAGCAGUUCUAUCGUGAGGAGUAUCACCGACACCGCGAGAUCCGCAUGGCUUUGGAGAUGAAGGACACCAAAGCCCAAUCCCAGCGUAACGAUGACCAUGUUUCGUAUGACAAGCCAGCGUUCAAGGAAUAUCGUAACCCAGUUUCGGAGUCGACUGUAAAGGAACCGAGCAAGGGUGCCGUGCAAAACCCGCUGGAUCAGCACAAAGAUCGGCCAAUGGAGAAGAAGCAGAACAACCACCAGCAGAAACGUCGGUUUCGAGUGCGUGAUAAUCGAUCAAAAGUGUUGGUAAAUGCUAUUGGCGAAAUUAGUGGUCUACUUAGCAUGAAUCUGAACGUUGGAUGUUGAAUGAAAAUUGUAA
Molecule: messenger RNA, 1101 nt
Organism: Aedes albopictus (Asian tiger mosquito)
Lineage: Eukaryota; Metazoa; Arthropoda; Insecta; Diptera; Culicidae
Product: gametocyte-specific factor 1 homolog
Exons: 1
Coding region: 297-1088 (263 amino acids)
Source: RefSeq, a predicted model, not a curated record